Penicillium psychrosexuale is the source of this 417-nucleotide messenger RNA. RefSeq lists its product as uncharacterized. Lineage: Eukaryota; Fungi; Ascomycota; Eurotiomycetes; Eurotiales; Aspergillaceae. The transcript has 2 exons. The record is from RefSeq and is a predicted model, not a curated record. The coding region runs from base 1 to 417 and encodes 138 amino acids.
AUGACGAGAGGCGACUUCACGUUCCAGCCUGCCGAACCCCCUGCUAGUAGGGGAGACAAGUGGCCAACUCUCGCCGGCGAAGUCGCAUUUUCGGAAACCAGACGUCAGCUUGAACAUGACAUAAAAUGGUGGCACACCCAGGGGAACGGCCAGGUCAAUGUGGUCCUCUCAAUCACAGUUUACCCCCGGGGCAAGAUCACCAUCGAGAAAUGGGAUCCUCCAGCACCAGGAGCAAAUCCUUUGCCCACCCAAAAGAUGGAGAUUGUUCGACACCCAACUAAAAUUAGCGGAUCCCUCAAGAUCGAUUUCGAGGACGUAUACCUUCGCCCCAAGCAGCGCAAUGAGACCGAUUUUAUCCUCACGGAUGCCGAAAUGGAAAGGUUCGCAUACUUAGUAUGGCGCCCUCAGUUUCCCUAG